Molecule: messenger RNA, 303 nt
Organism: Colletotrichum navitas
Lineage: Eukaryota; Fungi; Ascomycota; Sordariomycetes; Glomerellales; Glomerellaceae
Exons: 1
Source: RefSeq, a predicted model, not a curated record
UCCUCCUCCUCCCUCUCCUCCGGAACCCCGCUCCUCCGUCCGCCCUCCGCCCGCACCCUCUGGAUCGCCGACAACUGGACCUCCAUCCUCGGCGGCACCGUCUUCGUCCACUUCGCCCACUAUCAGUACCUCAACCGUAUCCGUACCCCAAACCCGAACCCCCUCAAGAAUGCCCGCUUCUGGGCUCUAGCCGGCGGCGGAUGGAUGCUCUCCUACCUCACCAUCACCACCGGAAUCGCCGUCGCGCAGGCAAAGGCUAACCACUACCGCGACCCCGAGACCCGUUUUCUCUACACCGACGAC